AUGAAGAUUGCUGAGCUUGCCGCCAUUCCGGCCAGUUUGACUGGUGAUUUCCGUGCGAAGGAAUCACAUGUCCUGGAUCUCGACGAGCACCUAACUCUGAGAACGUACCAUAAUGGCUACAAGCUCAGCGAGCUUGACGAGAAGAUAUGGGUUGCCCUUGCUAGCAACCGAGCCGCUGUGCCCUUUAUUCGCAAGGGAAACUUCAGAUUGCGACUGGAUGAUACCAAUCGGACGAAGGAGAAAGAGGAGUAUCAGGAUGCUAUCAUUGAGGAUCUAGCCCGGAUGGGGAUUCACGCCGACAAAUUGACCUAUACAUCCGACUACUUCUAG
This is a messenger RNA of Clonostachys rhizophaga, 330 nucleotides long. The record is from the annotation of a GenBank genome assembly. Lineage: Eukaryota; Fungi; Ascomycota; Sordariomycetes; Hypocreales; Bionectriaceae.